Molecule: messenger RNA, 1648 nt
Organism: Aspergillus saccharolyticus JOP 1030-1
Lineage: Eukaryota; Fungi; Ascomycota; Eurotiomycetes; Eurotiales; Aspergillaceae
Product: putative UV excision repair protein (RadW)
Exons: 7
Coding region: 106-1224 (372 amino acids)
Biological process (GO): proteasome-mediated ubiquitin-dependent protein catabolic process; nucleotide-excision repair
Cellular component (GO): cytosol; nucleoplasm
Molecular function (GO): damaged DNA binding; ubiquitin binding; polyubiquitin modification-dependent protein binding
Source: RefSeq, a predicted model, not a curated record
ACAUUUAUUAUCAUCAGCUUCUAGGUUUUGCAACUCUCUGUCAAGUGACCUUCUCAUUAACCCCGCCACGUUGUCGAGCCAUUUCUCAUCCUUCGGUGGCGCAACAUGAAGCUCACGUUCAAAGACCUCAAACAACAAAAGUUUGUCAUCGAUGCAGAGCCCUCGGAGACGGUUGGGCAACUGAAGGGAAAAAUCUCUCAGGAGAAAGGAUGGGAGGUAGCCCAGUUGAAGCUCAUCUACUCAGGAAAGAUUCUUCAAGAUGACAAGACCAUUGAAUCGUACAGCAUUGAAGAGAAAGGUUUCAUAGUGUGCAUGGUGUCCAAGCCCAAGCCUUCUGCCUCCGGCGCUUCGACACAAGCUCCCUCUACCCCCGCACGAGCAACUGCUUCGACCCCCGCUGCUCCCCCUGCCCCUGCCCCGUCGGCACCCACUGCUUCACCCGCAGCGCCUGCAACACCCUCUCCAGCCGCCUCGGGAACUUCUCAGUCCACUGGCCCCGCAUUUAACGAUCCAUCUGCCCUCCUGCGUGGGGCUCAAAGCGAAGCAGUGGUCGCUCAGAUGGAAAGCAUGGGGUUCCCUAGAAGCGACAUCAACCGUGCAAUGAGGGCUGCUUUCUUCAACCCCGACCGCGCCAUCGAGUAUCUCUUAAAUGGUAUCCCGGAUAACAUUCAGGAAGAGCAACAGCAGCAAGCCGCUGCCGGCAGCGCGCCCCAAGCAUCCGCAUCUCCUGCACAAGAAACUGCUCCGGCUCCUGAUGAUGACGAACAUGUUAACCUGUUCGAAGCUGCCGCUCAGGCUGGAGGACAGGAGGGUGGCGCUCGCGGUGCCCGCCCUGGAGCUGCGUCUGGUGAAGGUGUUCCCAGUCUUGAUUUCCUUCGGAACAAUCCCCACUUCCAGCAGCUUCGCCAGCUGGUUCAGCAACAACCGCAGAUGCUCGAGCCUAUCCUGCAACAAGUUGCUGCCGGCAAUCCUCAAAUUGCACAACUUAUUGGACAAAACGAGGAGCAGUUCCUGCAAUUGUUGAGUGAGGAGGACGACGCGGCUCUUCCCCCCGGCACGCAUCAGAUCCACGUCACGGAAGAGGAACGGGACGCUAUCGAACGCCUUUGCCGACUCGGAUUCUCGCGGGAUCUUGUCAUCCAAGCUUACUUCGCUUGUGACAAGAACGAAGAACUUGCUGCUAAUUAUCUGUUCGAGAAUCCGGAUGACCCUGAUGACCUAUGAUUUUACUCCUACCUUUUAGUUUCCAUCUAGGUGAAUGUCCUAUUGCCAGAUGCUACUCUUCCCUAUUGAUCUCUCAUCUUCCCACAUAAUGAACGUCGCGAUGUGUCCCUCCUAUUAUCCUGUUGGAAUCCCCUCUCCAUUGGGGCGACUAUGUAGAAUAGACCGCGGUCAAGCCCAAGUCAUCACCACAGAGCUCGUGCCGUCCCUCGCAAGCCUACUAGCCGGCCAGAUUUUUUCAUCGUACCUGUUUCAUUCUCUAAUCAUGUCUGCAUGCUGUUCUGUCGCGUGAUAGGUUUCAUUGAACAAUCCUUACUCGAUGAAUACGUAUCAUCUAUGGCUGUCAUCAGUCCAAUGAAAUAACCCCUUGGAGUUCUUGCUCAUUACUGAUCGACAAGAUCAAAAUUAUGGAAAUUAUUGUAUCCUU